Dictyostelium discoideum AX4 is the source of this 1128-nucleotide messenger RNA. RefSeq lists its product as hypothetical. The coding region runs from base 1 to 1128 and encodes 375 amino acids. The transcript has a single exon. The record is from RefSeq and is a predicted model, not a curated record. Lineage: Eukaryota; Evosea; Eumycetozoa; Dictyosteliales; Dictyosteliaceae.
AUGGAAGAAGAGUUUGAAUUAUCACCAUAUCAAUAUGAUAUCAAUCGUUUACAUGAUAUUGUAUACAAGAAUAUUAAGGAUAGGAUUUUAGAUGGUUUUGAAAGUUUUGGGUAUUAUAGUGAUGGUUCAACCUAUAGUAAUAGAGAAAACAGAAACAGCAACAACAACAACAAUCAUUUUACAAUAAAUAAAGAACAAAUGAAAUCAUUCAUACUACCAGAUAUAGUGAUUGAAAAGAUAAUUAGAGAUUCAUUAUGGUAUAUUGAUGAUAGAAUGGACAAAGUUAUUAUAAAUGAUAAUCUUUUAUCAUUUGCAUUAGUUUCAAAACAAUUCUUUAAAGUAUUAUCAAAAAUAUUAAAUAAUGAAUAUUUUGAAUGGAAGAAAUCAAUGAUACAGUUCGACAAUGAUAGCCAAUUCAGUUUAAUUAAACAACCACCAUUAUAUUUCGAUUAUAAUUCAAUUAGAUUAAUACCAUACUCAAGUAGUAGACAAUUUGUUGAAUUGCUAUUCUCAAGAAUUGAAUCAUUUUAUUUAAAAACUGAUGAAUAUGAUAUAAUAUUAAGUGAUAGCACUUUAAGAAAAUUCAAAUUUUGUUGUUGUCCUAACAAUAAAGUUUUUAAUGAAGAUAAAACCUAUAGACACGAUAUCAAUUCAAGUGGAUAUUUAAUUUAUCCACCACCAAUGCCAUCAUUACAAAGUAUCACUAUUGAUGAAUAUUAUGGAGUAUACUCUUCAAAUUAUCAAGAUUUAUUUACAAAUAUAUUAAUAGAAAAUUUCAAAAAUAUUAAAAUUAAUGAUAAUAGUUGUGCUGAUGAUGGUGGUGGUGGUGGUAGUAGUGGGGUUAAACGAUUCUCAAUUGGAUUUUAUAUUGACUGGAAUCGGGAUAUGAAAAAUGAAACUGAUUUCUUAAAACCAUUCUUAGAACAUCAUUUAAAUUCAUUAGAAAAAGUUGUAAUAGAUUGCUACCAUAAUCGUUUAAAAAUUUUCAAUCGAUUAAAAUCAUCUAUAAAUAAUCAAUCAAAGAAUAACAUAGAGUGGAUUUUACCUGAGGAUCCCUAUGGUACUACUGAUACUGAUAGUGACAGUAGUAAAUAUGGAGAUGAUGCCACUGAUGAUGAAUCAUUUUAA